AUGGCUCUCAAAGCAAUCACCAUCUUUGCACUCGCUGCUUUCGCCGUUGCAGCGCCAAUUGAUGCGGAGAAGAAGGGAGCCGAGCUCUACGGGCCACAAUCCGACCUUUAUAAGCCAGUUCUCCUGCAUAGAUCUGGGGAAGCUGGCGCAGAUGCUGAAACUUAUAGCCCUAUCAACAACCUUUACAGUCCUGGGCUCUUACACAAACGCUCCGAGGAUGAUGCUAAGGCUGAUACCAAUCGGCGAUCGGACGAGGAGCGACGGGACAACGAGCAGCCCGGUGCGCUCUAUUCUCCUUCAAACUUGAAGAUUUAUAAUCCCCCUGUCCGUAAUGUCCUUGCGGAUAAGUUCAAUGAGUAA
Pochonia chlamydosporia 170 is the source of this 360-nucleotide messenger RNA. RefSeq lists its product as hypothetical. Bases 1 to 360 code for a protein of 119 amino acids. Lineage: Eukaryota; Fungi; Ascomycota; Sordariomycetes; Hypocreales; Clavicipitaceae. The record is from RefSeq and is a predicted model, not a curated record. The transcript is spliced from 2 exons.